Messenger RNA from Triplophysa rosa, 1818 nucleotides. Its product is annotated as mucin-3A. NCBI's taxonomy places the organism in Eukaryota, Metazoa, Chordata, Actinopteri, Cypriniformes, Nemacheilidae. The transcript has 13 exons. The coding region runs from base 243 to 1319 and encodes 358 amino acids. The record is from RefSeq and is a predicted model, not a curated record.
UCGUUACCUUCACCUUGCAAUCAGACCAUCCCAGCAGUCUCUUCGUGGCCGGUUCUGAGCACAGACAGACAUCGCCAACUUCCGGUGUGACUCUCACAGGUGGCGUGGCAAAUUUUGCUCUUUCGCACGCUGAGCAGACGUUGUGACAUUUCGGGCUGUCAUAUGCGGCUGGAGUCACAUUUUUGGAUGGACAUCAUUUGGCACGUGGUCUGUGGUCUGAUGGAUCAUUCUGUCAGUCGGUCAUGAACACAGACAUGUUGCUGCUCGUCCUCUCAGUCUUUACACUGAUGCUACAGGCUCAUUCUCAAAGAUUAUCCGAUCAGUCCACGCUAACAGCAUCUCCAGCAUCAGUGUAUAAAGAAUCUAACACAGUUCAGCUCAAAACUGAUGGACCAACAGAUGCAGAGGAGACGCCACGAGAAACACCGUCCAGUCCGUCUCUCUUCACCACAGUCAUAACUUACAAUGAGAAGCCAAACAUUACAGUCUUCCAUCACUCUUCGCUUGGUGAAUUCAGAAUUACAUGUGAAAUACCAGGAUCUGAAAACACUGGUUGUUGUCUGUUCUUGGGAGACAGUGACCAACCGCUUUUAAAGACAGACUCGCAUAAAAGGUCUGGAAAAAUACUGUGUAGUUUUACAAUUCAAGAAUCAGAUUUAUUCAUUAAACUGCGUUCAGUUAAGAGUAAAUCAGUGAGCUGCAAUUAUUCUCCAAAAACGGACCCGUCCAGAAGUUCACCACACAGUGACAAAUACAACCUAACAGUGCAAACCCCCCGAGUCACCACGCACCAGCUGCCAAACACCGAGCCAAAAACAGAGGAAUCAACAAUUUAUUCAACAUCGACUUUCUCUACAAUCACAUCUACAACAGAGCCACAAACAUCCAUUCCUAGUUUUGGGAACACAACAGGCGGUGCUGACGAGACGACUCCAUCUUUAUUCUCCAUCCCUGUUUCCUGGAGCACAACACCAGUUUUCCAAACUUCAACUCCUGUUAAGACUGAGGGUUCUGGAAGAAAGAGUUGGUUUAUCAUGCUGCUGGCAAGCACCGGCGGAGGGAUUUUAUUAACCGGACUCACGGGAAUUUGUCUGUGCUGCUUCAACAGUGCCAAACACAAACCAAAGAAGAUGAGUCCUAUGGAAACUUCCAUGGCAUUCGCACAAAGACCACCAGAUGACACUGAAGAAUCUGAGGAACUUUCUGAGGAACAUGAGGAUAAAGUGUACCACGUGUACUGCACAAUCUCUGAUGUCUCCACAGAGCGUCAUGAAUUAUACAGUCUAGCACAGAUCCCAAAGCAACCCCUGCAAAAUUAAUUUCCUUUACAAGUGCUCUAUCAAAUGAUGUCAUCAUUUUUGUUUUAAUUUUAAAAAUACCCAAACUAACUGUACAUUGUCUGAUACUGCUGGUCUAAUAAUAAAAAGGCCCUUUGUGAAAACAUUUCUGUCUCAGCCUACCUACGUGUAUGAGCACAUGUGUGGAGCCAUGACCACCCGUUACAACAUCAGGACAAAGCAAAAGACUCAUUUCUGUGUCAAACACAAUAAGUGGUUUAGUUAUGCUUUGGUGAGGUUUGUACUGCACUGCACCGCAUGUUUCCACCAUGUUUCUUACUUCACUUUUUCACUUUUCUCUGUUCCUCAGGUUUGUCUGUGCGGUCACACGUUUAGUCACGUGCUUUAAUUUAACAGAGACUUGUAUUUGCACAUCUCUGUUAAAAACGUGAAGGUAUCAGACAUAUUAAAGAAAAACAAUAUUUGUUAUCAUUUUAUUAGAAGAUGGAAGAUAUAUUUGUUGUAGUCUGUCAAGCUCAUG